UUACGCCCUCCAUUAGCUACUGAUACUAGCCUUAAAUACUCGAUCGGAAAAAGGGAAAGCUCACCGAAAAUGUCCGCCUUCCGCUACUUCUCCAUCACGGAUUUCUCCUUCGAGGGACCACUGCUUCCCUUGCACGCAGCCACCACCAGCAAGGAUGUCAAGGACUCGGAUAGUCCCAGCUCCGAACUCAACAUACCCUACACCGUCUUCGAGGUCCUGGUGGCCAUUGUCAGCAUCAUCGGCAAUGUCCUGGUGAUCAUCGUCUUCCGCAGAGAACGAAAGCUGCGCCGUCGCACCAACUACUACAUAGUUUCACUGGCCAUGGCCGAUCUGCUGGUGGGCAGUCUGGGGAUACCCUUUGCCAUCCUGGCCUCCAUCGGGCUGCCGAGGAAUCUGCACGCCUGCCUCUUCACCGUCUCGCUGCUCGUGGUGCUCUGCACCAUCUCCAUCUUCUGCCUGGUGGCCGUCUCCGUGGAUCGCUACUGGGCCAUCCUCUACCCGAUGGCCUACUCACGGAAUGUCCGCACCCGCACGGCGAUAUUCAUCAUCUCGAUGUGCUGGGUGGCGGGCACGAUAGUGGGCUUCCUGCCUCUCUUCGGCUGGCACGCCGAUGUCAACCACAACCAGGAGUGCCUCUUCGUCGAGGUGAUGGACUACAACUACCUCGUCUUCCUCUACUUUGCCACAAUUAUCACUCCGGCCCUCCUCAUGCUGGCCUUCUACACGCACAUCUACAGGGUCAUCAUCAAACAGGUCCGUCAGAUCGUAACGAUGAACCCCGCCUCCGAUCUCAGUCGCCGCUCCUCGGCGGCAGUGGUGCAGGUGACGACGCCCGGAAGAGCCGGCCACACGGGCACCAUGCUGCGGGUGCUGGGAGCUGCGAGGAAGCGCGAUGUGAAGGCCACCCAGAACCUGUCCAUCAUAGUGCUGUUCUUCAUGAUCUGCUGGAUUCCCCUGUACACGAUCAACUGCAUCAAGGCCUUCUGCCCCGACUGCUAUGUGCAUCCCAAGCUGACGCUCUUCUGCAUCAUCCUCUCCCAUCUGAAUUCGGCUGUGAACCCGGUGCUGUAUGCCUAUCACCUGAAGGACUUCCGGGCCGCCCUGAAGAACCUUCUACUGAAAAUGAUGGGCGUGGACAUUGACCAGCAGGCGGAGGCCAUCCAUCGGUUCUCGGUGGCCAGCCAGCAUCGCCUGCAGUCGAUGGACUCCAAUAUGCGCUCCACGCAGCCGCGCCUCUAUGUGGGUGAGUAUUCACCCAUCUGGCUGAGGCAGCAGCAGGAGGCGCUGAAGAACUCGCAGCUUCUGCCCAAAUGCGGAGUGGUUUCGCCCUGUUUCAACAACAUCAAUCAAACGGUGGCCGCCGUCGCCUCGGUGACCACGGAGAUUGAGCGGGAAAUGUGGAACAUUGUGGAGGCCUCCAGUGGCGCCGAGUUGGGUGAGACGAGCUACGAGUUUCCCUCACCCGCGAAUCCCGCUUCCCAGCGAAGUAGCAGCUCCACUGCUCCCCCUCCUGCAGCAGCCAAAAUCUCCAUUCCGUCCGCCUCGUAUGACAACCACAACUACAGCUUCAGCCAGGAUGAAGAUGAGAAUGACGAUGAUCUGGAGUUUGAGGACGUCUUUGUGCCAGCCAAUCCCCCCCAGCCCGGCAUAGAUCCCGUGGAGCUGCGUCGCUCCCUGGCCUUGGUGAUGCGUGAGAAGCUGCGUUCCGAUGACACGGACUCCAGGACGCCAGUGGCUGACCUUCAGGAGGAGCCCUUGGGUGCGGAGUCCAGGGAGAGACCUCUUUCGAUACAAACCUCACCCACAAACGGACCACUUCCUGCCCUGCUGAGGUCGAAGCUCUUUGCGGGCAACUCGAAUUCCGCCCACUGCCUGCCGGGAUCCAAGGAUUCGAAUUCAGAAUCGGGAACUGGUGUCUUUGUGAUCGACAGUGAGGCGAGUCCGGGCUCCAAUGGCCACAAGCCCAAGUAUCGCAAGGGCACUGCCUUGACCAGGAGUUCGCUGAAGAAGAGCAGAUCCUGCAAUUGUAGUGCCAUUGCCAAGGGAGCUUCCAAGGCUCACGAGGAUCAGAGUCAGGAGCAUCAGCAUCCCCCGGAGAACUUUUUCAGUCCCCUGCGAUCGGUGGGCAGCUUCAUGCAGCAUUCCAACCUCUUCCACUUCCUCCAGCCCCAUCCAGUCCGUCCCACCUCAUCGACGGCCUCGUCCUCGGCCUCCACGCCCACCCACUCGCCACCGCCCCCACCGCCGCCGCCCAUGGAAGUGCAGGUCCAGGAGGGAUCGAUUCCGUUGACUGGGGCUUCCAGUCUAACCACUUCAUCGCCAUCUCUUCUAGCGGCCAGUGCAGAAAGUUGA
Messenger RNA from Drosophila takahashii, 2352 nucleotides. RefSeq names its product Adenosine receptor (gene AdoR). Gene Ontology annotation, cellular component: plasma membrane. Gene Ontology annotation, molecular function: G protein-coupled receptor activity. The record is from RefSeq and is a predicted model, not a curated record. Gene Ontology annotation, biological process: adenylate cyclase-activating G protein-coupled receptor signaling pathway; G protein-coupled adenosine receptor signaling pathway. Lineage: Eukaryota; Metazoa; Arthropoda; Insecta; Diptera; Drosophilidae.